Molecule: messenger RNA, 3552 nt
Organism: Leptopilina boulardi
Lineage: Eukaryota; Metazoa; Arthropoda; Insecta; Hymenoptera; Figitidae
Product: cytochrome c oxidase assembly protein COX15 homolog
Exons: 6
Coding region: 100-1398 (432 amino acids)
Biological process (GO): heme A biosynthetic process
Cellular component (GO): mitochondrial inner membrane
Molecular function (GO): oxidoreductase activity, acting on NAD(P)H, heme protein as acceptor
Source: RefSeq, a predicted model, not a curated record
UUCUAACACAAUUUUACGGAUAUUGUGAAUGUACCUUAAUAUGACAUUUGCUCCAGUUUUUGAAAACAACAUGCACUGUUGAUGAAAAAUUGAAAAGUCAUGUUGAGUUUAGUGACAAGGCAGUGCGUGCGAACAAUUGAUCGUAACAAAACAUUUUUAAAUGUUACUCGUUAUAAUUAUCCAACAGUAUCUAAUAAAUGCACAUUUUUACAAGGACUAAUUCAUAAGAACGGCUCUAGUUCUCAAAAGAUAAAUUUAUUUCGAAGAAAUGGCACAAUUGCGUCGCAGUUCGGAACAAAACCAAAUCUUAAAUCGCAAAAAAUCGUUGGCUCAUGGUUAUUUACAUGUAGUGGAAUGGUUUUUGUAGCCGUUGUGUUAGGAGGUGUCACAAGGCUCACUGAGUCUGGACUAUCCAUGGUUACAUGGAAAUUACUUGGAGAAAAAAUGCCAACUACAGAAGCUGGUUGGAUCGAAGAAUUCGAAAAAUACAAAACAUUUCCAGAAUAUAAAAUAAACAAUGCGAAUAUGACUAUAGAGGAAUUUAAACGAAUUUGGUGGAUGGAAUACGCACAUAGAAUGUGGGGUCGUUUAAUAGGUUUUACAUUUAUUGUUCCUGCGGCUUAUUUUUGGAGUAAAGGAAUGUUAAAAUCGGGAAUGAAAACACGUGUUUUGGCACUUGGUUCUCUUAUUGGUAUGCAAGGAUUAUUGGGAUGGUAUAUGGUGAAAUCGGGACUUGAAGAUCGUUUUCAUGGACCAUCGGAUGUACCAAGAGUUUCACAAUAUCGUUUAGCAUCACAUUUGGGAUUAGCAUUUAUUUUAUUUACUGGUUUACUUUAUAAUGCAUUGGAUCAUAUUUUACCAGCGAAAAAACUUAAUAUCGAUUAUUUUGGAUCGUCAAUGAUUAGACAGAAUUUAAUUAAGGCCUUAAAGAGAUUUAGAAUAAUGGUACAUGGAACAAAGGGAUUGGUUUUUAUCACAGCAUUGUCAGGUGCAUUUGUCGCCGGUAUGGAUGCUGGAUUAAUUUACAAUACAUUUCCUAAAAUGGCUGAUAAAUGGAUUCCAGAUGAUAUUUUUGCUCUUUAUCCGACAUUAAGAAAUUUCACGGAAAAUCCAACGACAGUGCAGUUUGAUCACAGAAUACUGGGGAUAACAACUAUAAGUUUAGUGACUUUAAUGGCAAUAAUGUCCAGAAAAUACAAAUUACCUGGUAGAGCAUCUUUGGCAAUAAAAGUUGCAUUAUGUGCAGGAUAUUUACAAGUAAUAUUAGGUAUUUCGACUUUAGUGCAUCAUGUACCGGUAACUCUUGCGGCAUUACAUCAAUCUGGUAGUCUUUUACUUUUAAGUUCCAUGAUAUGGCUCUGUCACGAGCUUAAGUAUUUGAAAAAAGUAAUAAAAUAAAAAUUUUGUUUAAUUAAAAACAAUUUUACAUUUUAUAUAAAAAUAAAUUAAAAAAUUAAUUUAGGUACAUAACAGGAAAUUCCAUUUUUAGCAUUUAAUAAUAUAAAAAUAAAAGAAAAAAAGUAAAUCGCUAAGAAUUUUUAAAGGUAACAAAAUAAAGUGAUUUAUUACUAUUUAUAUGAUUUUUAUUUGACAUUAAGUUGUUUUAUAAUAAUUGUCACUUAUAAAAAUUAUUUUUUUUUUUAUUCAACUUUUAUCAGAUUAGUGUAUUGUGAUCACUCUUGAAUAUUUAAUGCAUUUAUAAUACAGUUGGAAAUUUUUCUUUUGUAAUAUUAUCAAACGUGAUUAGUGUGUUUUAAUGUCUCCAAAUUUACUGACUAAUAGUCACGACAUUCAUUUUCUUUUGAAAUCGCCAAUUUUAUUUAAAUUCAAAUAUUUUUUUUUGUAUUAAUAAGUCUAAUUUUUUAAAAAAUAAUAUUUUUAUUAUCUCAGAUAAUAUUUGGAAAUUUUAUUUAAAUUUUUAUUGCUAUCUAAUUAAGAUGAAUUUUUGUUUUCUUUCGUUUUUAUUCAAUUCCAUCUACAUGUACGUUGAUGAAAAAUGUGUCGAGUUUUUCUUUUUUUUUUUAUCUAAGUGGCAGUUAUAUAAACGCUUUGUCAAUCAGUCAAAUUUUGAUUUUUCAUAUAAUGUAACGAGUAAUAGCUUCUUUUUUUCACUCAUUUUUUUUUUUAAAUUGCACUUUUAUUAUUUAUUUAUUUAUUUACAAGCAUUCCUGGAGACAUUGAGAACAUGUCGCACUUUACAAAAGUGAUACCAGUAUAUAUUAUGAGUAUUAAAAAAAAAAAUAAAUAAAGAGGCAAACGGUAAAUCACACCAUACAGUCAAACGAGAAUAAAAAAUAAUUGUAACUUUAUUGGUGUCUUAUAAAAAAUUUAAGAUCCAAUUAAAGUUACAUUAUUGUAAUAGGAAAUAGUUUUUAAAAUUAUCAAAGGCAAAAAUAUUUAUAUAUUAUGCAUUCAUAUCUUAAUUAAAAUCUUGAAUAUUUUCAUUUUUUCAAAUAUCUUUAUGAAUACUGUACACAGUUUUUUUAAAAUCAUUUUUUUUAUAGCAAAAAGCUUAAUAUAGAAAUUGUUUAAAUAAUGUGCAAUAUUAAAGAAAAAGUCCACCUGCGAGUCUCUCUGCUAAAAAUUAAAAAAUUUGAAUAUAUUUUUUUUAUUUAUUAAAUUUAUUUCUUGCCUCUUCUGAAAAAAAAGAAAAAAAUAUUUUGUAACUUUUAAAAAAAAAAUUGGAGAGAUUAAAAGAUAUUGGAUAGUUAAAAAUAUAUUUAUAAUAAAAAAGUUUGUUUGUUGAAAUUUUUUUUAUUUAAUAUUAAUUUUUGGCAAAGAUUGCCGCAGGUACCUUAAAUCUUUUUUUUUUUUUUUUAAAUAAAAAUAUUAAUAAGAGUAAUUGAACAUUAGUUUUUGUCGAGGAUACUAGUGACUGUGGGACGAUUUCCGUAGAGAAAUUUCUCCAAGCAAGCGUCUUAAUACAGAUACAACUACACUUAAGCACUUCUCUAUUUUGUAAGACUGUUCAGUCAAAAAAAAAAAAAAAAUGGCUGCUUUAACAACCAUUUUAUUAUUAUUUUGCUUUUCUUUUUGCUUUAAACAUUGAAAUAAUUAAGUAGUAAAGUUAAUAUAUAUUUAUAUAUAUUUCUUGUAAUUUCAAUUAGAUCAGUCUAAAAACAACAGCGUAAUUGCGUCAUCAAUCUUUUCGAGCACAGCAUCGAAAAACGAGACUAACUCAAAAUAAUGAAUUCAUUAAAUUACAUAAAUGCAACUCUAUAUAAUGUCUAAUGUCUCCGUUAUCUCGUGAAUUUUUUUUCUUUAUUUUUUUAUUAUUAUAUGUAAAGUAAGAAUUGAUUGAGCUUUUUUUUUAUGCGAACUGCUGUUCGGAAGUUGAUCCCAAAUUUAUCAAAUCUUUCCGUGGCUGUGUUUUUCUUUUAAAAUUGCCACCAAUUACAUUAUUUUCAUGUUUUUAUAAGUAGAUCCAGUAUAAUAUUCUAUAUAUAUAAAUAUAUUGCUAUAACACACAUCACGACGUAAGUCUCCCACAUCUUCGCGACGCUUCUCUCAAACUCUUUCAUUUUAUUUUUCAAAAAUAAAAAAAAAAAACAU